Molecule: messenger RNA, 1965 nt
Organism: Nicotiana tabacum (common tobacco)
Lineage: Eukaryota; Viridiplantae; Streptophyta; Magnoliopsida; Solanales; Solanaceae
Source: RefSeq, a predicted model, not a curated record
UCAGAAACAACAGCAAAUAAACACAGCCUUCUCAAUUAACCCCUGAGAGUUCUCUCUUCACUAAGGAGAACCAAAGGGGUUGUUUCAUAGGGAAACUCCCUUUUGAUCCUUCCCCCAAAAAUCCCCAAAAAAGAAAAAACAAAAACAAGAAAAUUUUAAAAAAUGGCUAAUAAGAAAGUGGUCAUUGGUGGAAUAGCCUCAAUUCUUGUGGUGGCUUGUGUUGUAGCAGCAUGUGUUACACUCACAAAAAAUGAUGAAACUUCAUCUUCUGGCCAAGUCACAACUUCUACAAAAUCAGUAAAAGCUAUGUGCCAACCUACACCUUACAAACAAACUUGUGAAAAAACUCUUUCCUCAGCCAAAAAUGCUUCUGAGCCAAAGGAUUUUAUUAAAGUGGCAUUUGAAGCUACUGUCACUGACAUUAGAAAUGCAAUCAUGAACACUGAUUUGAUCAUGCAAGCAGCUAGUGAUCCUAAAACCAAAGACGCGCUUCACGCUUGUGAAGAGCUCUUUGAUCUUGCCAUUGAAGAUCUAAGGACUUCUGUAUCGAAAUUGGAAAGCUUUGAUCUAACCAAAAUUAAGGACAUCGUCGAUGACCUUAAGACAUGGCUUAGCGCUGUGGUUGCUUACGAGGAAACUUGCUUGGACGCUUUUGAAAAAACAGAUGGUGAUACAGGUGAGAAAAUGGUGAAGUUAUUGAACACAACUCGGGAGCUAAGUAUCAAUGGUCUAGCCAUGGUCAAUAGCUUCGGUGAAAUGAUCACACAAACUACAGGCCUUAGCCGAAAAUUGUUAACUACUGAUGAAUCUUCGUUUGUUGAGGCUAGUAACCGUAAGCUUCUGCAAAUUUCUAACGCCAAGCCUAAUGCCGUGGUUGCUCAGGAUGGUAGUGGACAAUAUAAGACCAUUACUGAUGCACUUAAAGCUGUGCCAAAGAAGAAUACAGAGCCAUUUGUUAUCCUAAUCAAGGCUGGUAUAUACAAAGAAUACGUUGAAGUUGAAAAAGGCAUGACAAACGUUGUGUUUAUUGGUGAAGGCUCAACCAAGACCAAAAUUACUGGUAAUAAGUCCGUCAAGGGACCUGGCAUUGGUUCAACUUGGCAUACUUGCACUGUUGGUGUUAGUGGAGAAGGUUUCGUGGCUAGGGAUAUAGGAUUCGAGAACACAGCAGGACCAGCACAAGAACAAGCAGUUGCACUACGAGUGAAUGCUGACAAGGCAGUUAUCUACAACUGCAAAAUCGAUGGUUAUCAAGACACACUAUACGCACACUCUGGUAGACAGUUUUAUCGCGAUUGUAUCAUUUCAGGAACCAUAGAUUUCGUGUUUGGUGAUGCAGCUGCCGUAUUCCAAAACUGCAAAUUAAUAGUAAGGAGGCCAGGUGAUGGGCAGAAUUGCAUGGUAACUGCUCAGGGAAGGACCACAUCUGCUUCGAAAGGUGCAUUCGUUAUACAAAAUUGUGAGAUCAAAGCAGAACCAGAGUUCCUAGCAGCAAAACCACAAAUGAAGGCGUUUCUUGGACGUCCAUGGAAGGAAUAUUCACGAACAAUAAUCAUGCAAUCGUUUAUCGACGGAUUCAUUGAUCCAUCAGGGUGGGCUCCAUGGAAUAUAACUGAUUUUGGAAUACAUACUUGUUGGUACGCUGAGUAUCAGAAUAGAGGUGCAGGAGCUAGCCUUGACAAAAGGGUUAGUCAUUGGAGAGGUUACCAGAGGGGAAUUUCAGGAGAUGUUGCAAAUUCAUUUACUGCUGGUGUAUUUAUUAAUCCCACAGAUAAUAGCUUCCUUCCUAAGGCUGAUAUUCCCUAUGAGGCUGGCAUGAUGAAGGUGUAAACUUUUUUGAUGUAACCUUCAAAAAAAUUACAAUUACUUCAUUAUGUUUAUGUUUUGUCCCUUGGGACUAUUUUGUUUUACCUAAUUAAUUAUUUUUUGCUCCUCUAUUUGAAUAAAAUUAUUUCAUUCUUCCAA